UAUAUAUUAGUAUAGAGUAUAGAUAUUAAAAAUGAACAAAACCUAAAUUUAUUUGUGCCAGGAUAGCAAGUUUUUUUGAAGUAAGCAUUUUUCUCAAAAAAGCUUGCGGGUUGUUGAUCAGAAGUGUCAUGUCCAAAAUAGAAUCUUUUAGAAGAUAUUUUGGUGUUUACAUUUUUCUAAUUGCUAUGGUUGAUGACUUUAUGAGCUUGCUUUGCAAAACAGACUUCCGUAGUCCUUGAAGAAUUCUGAACACCCAGAACGCAAACAAACAGUUCUUGAACAACGAGGCUUUAACUCUUUCAAUUGAAUCUUAUCUUCUCGCUUUUUUAAUAUUCAAUUUAUUUUUUUAUAUUGAUGAUUUGACAGAUUACUGUCAAGGUUGUAAGAUUUUUCAUGUUCCAGUUUGAAGUUUUUGAGAUUUUGUUAUAAAUAAUUGUAAUUAUUUUCUAUGAAAGUAAUUUAAAAUCAUCACAAUGUUUGAAUAUUUGAAGAAUCUAGCUGAUAGGUUUAUACUGGGUCGACCACCUAAAGAAAAACCACGUCCUCCAACUAUGGCUCGGAGAAUAACAAACUUGAUGAGAAACAACUUCAAAGGAUUAAUAGGGACAAUAGUACCUAUUAUAGUUUUGCCAUGGGAAUUUAAGCGCUAUAGCACGAGUGCAAAGACGGGGGUCAUGUGGAAAUUGAUGUUUUGGUUUCUUUUAGUCCAACCUGUUAAUAUUCCUGUCUCUUCAUUAAUACCAAUAUUUUUCUUACCACUGAUGGGCAUAAUGUCAAGCACGAAGACAUGUCAAUGCUAUAUGAAUGAAAACAUACUGCUGUAUCUGCUAUCGGGGAUGCUGCUACUGUUGCUGUCCAACGCUGGAUUUGAUCGUCGUUUAGCUUUGUGGUUUUUAGCCUCAGGACGUGCUCGUCAAUAUUCCCCAAGAAUGCUGCUUUUUAAAGUAUGUAUGGCUGCUUUCAUCAUGUCAAUGUUUUGUAACAGAUUGUUAGUGACAUCUAUCCUCACUCAACAUGUAAAUUCAGCGAUGGCGCAUAUGCAACUCUACCUCAAAGUCAAACCUACACCCAAAACCAAACCCAAAGUCAAAGAGGUAAUCCAUGUCAAUUUUGAAGAGUUACGUUACAUACUUAACUGUGCAAUUCAAACUUCAGCAGGAAUUGGCAGUAUAGCAAUUAUGCACUGCACAUACACAACAGUGUAUUUCCGUGCCAUUUUUGCAGAGUCUUCAAGUAAAUUUGAGGAAUAUCCCGAUAUUUUUAAUUACCUACAAUACUCGGCAUUCGCCUACCCCGUGGCCUGCACAGCGAUUGUUUUAAAUUUAGCAUAUUUCAUGGCGAUAUUGACAGUCGUGAUAAAACCACAAUUACCGCAUCGGUUUUUAGAGGAAUUGAGGAAAACAUUUGAAAAAUACAGAUCGAAGAUACCAAGGAUAUGCUCUAAGCAUGAAAGGCUUGCGAUACUCUUCACAAUGAUAUAUCUCAUAUGUUUCUUCUGUCGAUUUAGUUUUUUUCAUACUGGAUGGGCGGAUUAUAGAAUGGAUGAGUUUUCUCCAACUAUAGCCAGGAUCAAAGAUGCCACAACUGCUGCAAUUUUCGUACUUUUAUUACAUACUAUACCUAGGUCUUAUGGAUUUCUAACGUAUAUAGAUGCUGAUAGAAAAAGUGAAUUGCCUCCUUGUAAACCAGAAUCAGCUAUUUUGUUUUGGAGGUAUGUCGAUACUAACACCAACUACGGCUACAUGUUUCUAUUCGGUUCUGGAAUUGCGCUACAGCAUGCCAUACGUGUAAGUGGGCUUCAAAGGGAAUUGGGAGAAAAUUUAGGCGCACUGAUCACAAACCGACCGUGGUUUAUAGGACUACUUAUCGUUUGUGUGAUAUCAGGAGUACUAUGUAAUAUAAUGCCCGGAGUAGCAGCAUGCACGUUGUUCUGUCCCUUCGUUCUUAAUAUGAGCGUUGACGCCGUUCUUCCUUGGCCGAUAAAGUCAUACGUUGCAGCAUUAGGUGUUGGGAUCGGAACUGCUUUUGGGUUCUGCUUCCCAUUUCGAUACACCCCAGCUUACUUUUGUCACUAUACUGGAAGAGUUCCAGUUCUCAAAAUGUUCAUUUAUUCCUUUCCUAGUGUCUGGAUAUGUAUCUUAACUCUAUGGGCAUAUUUAGUUAUAUAUGCUCCAGUUAUAUUCGAUCCCGAACAGGAAGGUAUUUUGCCAGCAAAUGCCCCGUUGGACAGUGGUGGAACGACACCAAAGCCAGAGGAGCUAAUGUUUCAAAUGUAGAAUUUUAAUCAAGGAUCAAGCAUUAAGUGUAUAUAAUAUAUUAGUGGUGAUAAAUUUUCUGUAGAUAUGUAUUUAAUUUUGACCUAUUACACAAAUAAAAAGUCCAAGGUAUCUAAGUUUGGGCUGGUUAAGUCACUUAUUAGAAAGGUGAACUGAUAAGUGAGGAUGGUCAAAGUCGUGAUAAAUGAUAGAAACUGCCAAGCGUGACAUAUUUCACCCAGCAUCGAUAAUGUUGAUACGCUUUUGCUUCAAUUUUCCUUUAUUGAACUUAGCCUGUUCAAUGUACAUAUGCCUAUGCAUUAUUUUGAUGCAUACAAGAAAAUAAUAAAAAUAAUAAAUCCCUGAAAGAUUGAUCUUUCGUCGGUUUCCUUUUCAUUCGGCAAUCCUAGUAUCCCGUAUCGCCUAGUUUGUCUUUGUAUGUUAUUCUUGUAGGUAGGUGUAUUUUAUAGAUAUUAUUAUUAU
Messenger RNA from Trichoplusia ni (cabbage looper), 2738 nucleotides. RefSeq names its product protein I'm not dead yet-like. The transcript is spliced from 16 exons. Gene Ontology annotation, biological process: citrate transport; monoatomic anion transmembrane transport. Gene Ontology annotation, molecular function: succinate transmembrane transporter activity; citrate transmembrane transporter activity. NCBI's taxonomy places the organism in Eukaryota, Metazoa, Arthropoda, Insecta, Lepidoptera, Noctuidae. Gene Ontology annotation, cellular component: membrane. The record is from RefSeq and is a predicted model, not a curated record. The coding region runs from base 474 to 2276 and encodes 600 amino acids.